This is a messenger RNA of Helobdella robusta, 1135 nucleotides long. RefSeq lists its product as hypothetical. Gene Ontology annotation, molecular function: deSUMOylase activity. Gene Ontology annotation, cellular component: nucleus. The transcript has 10 exons. The coding region runs from base 16 to 987 and encodes 323 amino acids. The record is from RefSeq and is a predicted model, not a curated record. Gene Ontology annotation, biological process: protein desumoylation. NCBI's taxonomy places the organism in Eukaryota, Metazoa, Annelida, Clitellata, Rhynchobdellida, Glossiphoniidae.
GAUUUUGAACUGAAGAUGACGACGUUACCCAUAUUGAAUAAGGAUUUUGUUAAAGAAGUGUGGACAAAAACGGAAAUGGAUGAGAAGAGUAGGGAGGUGAUGGUGACCCAGAUCCAACUGGAUGAAUACAAGAAAUGUAGGAUGGACGACGAAGAACUUGUCUCUCGGAGGAUGAAAAGAUUGUUGAACAUAACAAGACGUCUGCCAGUACCUAAUGAAGAACAUUAUCUGCACAUCUCUGAUCAGGAAGAGGAGGAAGAUGAUGAUGACGUCAAAAUUAUUGAUGGGGUCUUCGAGGAGGCUGUAGAUGAGUUUCCAGAACUGAGCGCAAAUCAAGAGUCUGAAGUAAACAGAGCACUGAAAUGCAUGAAUGCCAGCAAGGUACUGGUUGAAGGCUUCAGACUGCAGAUCACCUCUAAGGACAUCUCAACACUUGCUGGAUUGAACUGGCUGAAUGAUGAGGUAAUUAAUUUCUACAUGAGCCUCAUAGUUGAAAGGAGUCAGCUGGAUACAAGUUUGCCCCCGGUGUACGCUUUCAAUACAUUCUUCUACCCCAAGGUGGCCGCAGAUGGUCACAAAUCAGUUAGACGGUGGACAAAGAAUGUGGACUUAUUUGGUCAUGGGUUGAUCUUGGUACCUGUUCACUUGGGCGUCCACUGGUGCCUUGCUGUGAUCGAUUUUUACAAGAAGGAACUUCAGUAUUAUGAUUCGAUGGGUGGUGACAACAGAAAGUGCCUCGAUGUUCUACUCACUUAUCUAGUGGACGAGAUGAAUGAUAAGAAACAGGAAAAAUUUGAUACUAGUGGAUGGGUCAAAAUACUAUUGAAGGACAUCCCGCAGCAGAUGAAUGGGUCAGAUUGCGGCAUGUUUGCUUGUAAAUUCGCCGAGUACGUCACUAGGAGGGCCAAAUUCACCUUUAAUCAGAGCCACAUGCCUUAUUUCCGGCGGAGAAUGAUCUACGAAAUCUUAACGAAAAAAUUAAUGUAGACAAAUAUUGUUAUCAAUUCGAAAUUUAUUCAGUGAAAUUUCUUUUUACAAAAACUGAAAGAACUGUUUAGUUUAUUAACAGAACACCAGCAUACAACAAUUAAUAUAUUUGUCAUUUAUGUGAAAAUAAAAAUGUUAAUCAAUUUUC